UUAGACGAGCCCCUCUUUUCUCCCCGAAACUUGGGCUUUGCCCGUUUCACGAAAUCUCUCUCUCUCUGCUCUACUCUGCAUCUUCUGCUUUGUUUGUUUCUCUUCUAGGGAAGCUUCUUCAGUGCUUUAAUGGCGGAUUCCUGAAACGUAAAUUAACUGCUCUGAGACCAAAAGAGUCUAUAUAACACUGGCUAUGGAUUGCUUUACAAGCCUUCUUUGCGCCGAAGAUUAUAGACUCAUCGAUGUUGACGACGAAGUCGAAGAAGAAUGCCAGAUUGAUCCUCAACAGAAGCCGCAGCAGCUGUUCAUGGGUGAUUCUUGUGCCGAUUAUGCGAUUGUUUCAAAGCUUCUUGAGAAAGAACGAGAAAUGGUUCCUAGAGACGAUUAUUUGGCGAGGCUUCAAUCCGGAGGCCUCGAUGUCUCCGCUCGUAACGACUCGGUUGAUUGGAUUUACAAGGUUUAUCGCCAUUAUAGCUUCGAACCAUUGACUGCCUGUUUAGCCGUCAAUUACUUGGAUCGGUUCUUAUCGGAGUAUGAACUUCCUCGUGGGAGUAGCGAUUGUAACAAUACGGAGCCAUGGAAGUACCAGCUGUUGUCUUUGUCUUGCUUGUCUGUUGCAGCAAAAAUGGAAGAAACCAGUGUUCCAAUGUCUGUAGAUUUGCAGGUGAUUGAAGGAAACCUGAUCUUCGAACCGAAAACGAUUCAGAGAAUGGAGCUUCUCCUACUAUCAGUACUGAAGUGGAGGACUAAUGCAGUUACCCCUCUCUCGUUCAUCGACUAUUUCUUGCAGAGAUUGACAAACCCAGAAAACCCAGACCCCAAAUCCGUGGUUUAUCGAUCGGUCGAGCUAAUUCUAAUUACGGCGAAAGGCGUCGAAUUCCUUGAAUUUCGGUCAUCAGAGAUCGCAUUAGCUGUCGCAAUCUCCAUAGCUGGAGAAACCCAAAUCAUCGAUUUGAACAACGCCACUGACUCUUGUUCUUCCUCUGACUUAAACCAGGAGAGAGUAUUAAAGUGUUAUGAGCUAGUUCAAGAGGUCAUGAAUUCGAGAACAACUAGUCCACCAUUAAGCCCAAAUGGAGUACUUGAUGCAGCAACACUUAUGAGCUACGAUAGCAGCAGCAACAGUAGCAGUAGCAGUAAGUAA
Telopea speciosissima is the source of this 1144-nucleotide messenger RNA. Its product is annotated as cyclin-D4-1-like. NCBI's taxonomy places the organism in Eukaryota, Viridiplantae, Streptophyta, Magnoliopsida, Proteales, Proteaceae. The coding region runs from base 194 to 1144 and encodes 316 amino acids. Gene Ontology annotation, biological process: regulation of cyclin-dependent protein serine/threonine kinase activity; mitotic cell cycle phase transition. The transcript has 6 exons. Gene Ontology annotation, molecular function: cyclin-dependent protein serine/threonine kinase regulator activity. The record is from RefSeq and is a predicted model, not a curated record. Gene Ontology annotation, cellular component: cytoplasm; cyclin-dependent protein kinase holoenzyme complex; nucleus.